This is a messenger RNA of Insectozyma verbasci, 1929 nucleotides long. NCBI's taxonomy places the organism in Eukaryota, Fungi, Ascomycota, Pichiomycetes, Serinales, Debaryomycetaceae. The record is from the annotation of a GenBank genome assembly.
AUGACUCCGGUUCAAGAAGGUAUUAGAACUCAAUCUAUUUCAAUUCCAAACAAUAUAACUACAACUUCAAAUAAUAUUAAUAAUGCUGCUCCUCAUUCUCCAAUCCAAUUUAGUGAUGAAAUAACUUUAGGUGAAUAUAUUUUUUAUCGUAUUCAUCAAUCUAAUCCAAAAUUGAAAUCUAUAUUUGGUAUACCUGGUGAUUUUAAUGUUGAUUUAUUAGAACAUGUUUAUUCACCAUUAAUUACUUCGAAAGGUAUUAAGUUUAUAAAUACAUGUAAUGAAUUAAAUGGCGCUUAUGCAGCUGAUGGAUAUUCAAGAGUAAUUCAAGGUUUAUCUGUUUUUAUUUCAACUUUUGGUGUUGGUGAAUUAUCUGCAAUUAAUGGUAUCGCAGGUGCAUUUGCUGAAUUUUCACCAGUUUUACAUAUUGUUGGAACUACAAGUUUAAAACAACAACAAGAAUCUAAAAAUCAAGUAAUUAAUAUUCAUCAUUUAGUACCUAGUAAAAAUGCACUAAAUGCACCAAAUCACAAUGUGUAUAAAAGAAUGGUUGAAGAUAUUUCAGUUAUUCAAGAAACUUUAGAUUUUGAUAUGAGUUUAAAUAUGGUUAAAAUAGAUAAGGUAUUAAAAACAAUCAUUAAUGAAUCAAGACCAGGUUAUUUAUUUUUGCCAUUUGAUUUACCAAAUUUGAAAAUUAAAAGUAGUGAAUUAUUUAUGAAUCCAUUUAAUUCAAAUUCAAUUUAUGAUCAUUCAUCAAAAUCUAUUGAAAUUUUGGAAAAUGCAACUGAUUUAAUUUUAGAAAAAUUGUAUCAAUCUAAAUCUCCAUCUAUUUUAUCAGAUUGUUUAACUACUAGAUUUGGAUUUCAAAAUGAUUUAAAUAAAUUUAUAAAUAAAUUACCAGAAGAUAAGAUUAAAUUGUUUACUUCUAAUGUUGCUAGAAAUUUAGAUGAAACUAAAUUGAAUUAUAUUGGAGUUUAUAAUGGUAUUGGAUCAUCAAAUGAACAAGUUAAAAAUGAAUUGGAAAAUUCUGAUUUUUUAUUAAUUUUAGGUUAUUUUGAAACUGAAAUGAAUUCAGGUGGUUAUACAUCAGAUUUUUCACAUAUUCCAAAUGGUGUGAUUAUUCAUCCUGAUUUUAUUAGAAUUAAUAAAUCUUAUAUUCCAAUUAAACAAUUGGAUGGUGAAAGAUUAUUUACAAUUGGUGAUUUAAUAAAUUCAUUAAAUGAUAGAUUAGAUAUUACCAAAUUACAAGCUGAUUUAAUAUCACUUAGUUCCAAAUAUUAUCCACCAACUUUUCAUCAACCUUCUGAUUUUGAUUUGAAUUGUGUUUCACAAGAUAAAUUAGUUGAUCAUUUUAAUGAGUUUCUUGAAGAAGAUGAUUUAUUUAUUGUUGAAACAAUGUCAUUUUGUUUUGGUUUACCAGAUGUUAAAUUUGCAAAAAAUGUUCAAUUAUUAGCUUCAAAUUUUUAUGGCUCAAUUGGUUAUGCUAUUCCAGCCACUUUUGGUGCAACUAUGGCGAUAAAUGAUCUAACUCUUAAAAAGAGAAUAAUUUUGGUUCAAGGAGAUGGUGCCGCUCAAAUGACAGUUCAAGAAUUAUCAAGUUUUGUAAGAUAUCAAGAAUAUUUACCAAACAUGCCACAAAUUUAUUUGAUUAAUAAUGAUGGAUAUGCAAUUGAAAGAAAGAUAAAAGGACCAUUCAGAUCUUAUAAUGAUAUUAACGGAUUAUGGAAAUGGUGUGAUUUAUUAAAUGUAUUUGGUGGGGGUUCAAACGGCAAAAUGUAUCAAUCUUACUUGUUGAAAAACUUGAAAGAAUUUGAAAAUCAUUUCGAGAAGAAAACAAUUGAAACUGAUCAAGGUAAAUUACAAUUUUACGAAAUAAUAGCAGGUAAACUCGACGUACCAUCUAAAGUUGAUUCAAUGAUGUGUAAAAAAUGA